Messenger RNA from Dibothriocephalus latus, 273 nucleotides. NCBI's taxonomy places the organism in Eukaryota, Metazoa, Platyhelminthes, Cestoda, Diphyllobothriidea, Diphyllobothriidae. The record is from the annotation of a GenBank genome assembly.
GCCGGUCUCACACCCCUGCAUGUGGCCGCCUUCGUUGGGAGCUCGGAUAUUGUUCGCAUGCUGCUGGAGAGGGGCGCCUCGGUGGACCAGACGACAAUGCGUUGCGAGACGGCUCUCCAUCUGGCCGCUCGAAACUGCCAACUCAACGUUGCUGGUGUUCUUCUGAGCGCUCAUGCCACCGUCGAUGCGAAGGCUAAGGUGAAGAAGACGGAGGAGGAGGAGUUGUAUCUUGCAGCAGAAUGCUUGCUUGCGGAAAUUGCAUCCUGGUGGUAA